AAACUGUGCGUUUAAAAAAUUGUGUCCUUAAAAGUUGUGAUGAAAAUUGCAUGGAAUAAAAACUAAAAAACAACUAUCAACUGAUAACACAUGAACUCAGGCUUCAAUUAUUAAACAGCUGUUAUUCAUUCGUAUUGUUAUUGACCUUUCCAAAUAUCAUUACACCCGUUUACCAUCAUCUAUAUUAGAUUUUAGGAGUGUGAGGUUGAUUUGUCGUCUACUUACUACAAAAUCUCCAGACAUCAAUAGUAAUUUCACACUCUACAAUGUUGUCCAGAUUAGCUUUACGUUCAGGUAGUAGACAUAUCUUUACAUUAUACUAUUAUAUCGUUUUGUUUGAUAUGUGGUUUUUUCAGAAAUUUUUCGAGCCCCAUUAUGUACCAGUGUACGUUGUGCUCAAACCAAACCGGCAGUCGUCAGUACUAAUGAAUCAAUCAUUGUACCAGGAUUCCCAAAACCCAAUGGUCAACCACAGCCAAAUCCAUUUGAUGGACCUGAACGAGACUUGGUGAAUUUUCCUAGGCCUACUAGGUUGGAAUUUCCAUCUAAAACUAGGUAUUUGUUUGUCCCGGAAGAAUGGUUUGAAUUUUUUUACAAGAAGACCGGAGUUACAGGUAUAAGUUAUUGUCUAUUUUUACUGUACCUAGUAAAAAUAUUAGUAAAAUUAUAUUAAUUUAAAUUGGGUCAACAAUUUUAUUUCAAACAGUGAAAUAAUGGGAAUAAUUCUGGUUUGGCAAAAUGUUUGUAUUUUUUACAAAAUGUCUUCAUGUAUAAUUAGAAUGUAAUAAAAAAAUUUUCAUUUAGAAGUUGUAUUUAAAAAAAAAUGUAGUGUGGGUGCCUUUGAUUACUGGCAUUUGUUUGCUUAUGUGAAAAUUUCAAUUGAAAAUAAACAAUGAUUUAUUUGCAAAUUCUGUUGGAUAGUUCACGGGCUUAAAACUUAAUAUAGCUAAAUAUGAUAAGUGAGUUUUGAUUUAUUAAUGAAUAGCUUUUAAAACAUCCAUUUUGAAAAAAAAAUACUUGUGAAAAUAUUGAAUUUGUUUUCUUAACUAAAAUUACGCCAUACAAUCUUAUCUUAAAAUAAAAACUACCAUCACAAAUCAUAUUUUAUAAUAAGUUAAUCUUAACUAUCUUACAUUUCUAAAAGAACCUACUUAUUUGUUUUUGACCUUAUUUAUGGUGCGUCCGACUUAUUAAAGAUACAGGGUGUAACUGAACUCUCUGACAUUUUUACAUGUAACUAUUAUAUAAAAAUGUCAAAUAAUUAUGUUACACUCUGUAUAUUAUAUACUAUUAGGUAAAAAAGUUAUUGGUGAAAUUUGAUUUAAACAUCUUUUCUACUUAAAGUGUCAUAAUUAGGGCUCAGAAGUUACAGGAGCUAAAAAAAAGUAAAAUAUACAUGAAAAUAUGUUAAAUAUUCAAAAAAAUGUAAUAAAUACAUAACAUUUUAUUCAAAGUUUAUUAUUCACAAACAUAAUGUCAUUAACAUGUUCAAGAAAAAUAAAGACUAAAUAAAAAUCUUAUCGUUAAAUUAUUAAGUCUAAGACAAUAAGAAAUAACCACAAAUAACUACUUUAAAUAAUAUUGAUAUUUUUUAGAAAAUAUGAAAUCUACAUUAUAUAUGUAUAAAUAUGCGAAAAUCAAUGAAAUAAUAUGUACUUUUUCACUAAAAUUAAUGAAAUAUACAUUUAAAAUUUUUGAUUUUUAAACUCUCCAUUGCUUGAUCUGCUAUAAACCCAGUGGAUAUAGAAAAAUAUACAACUUAUCACUAUUAUUGUUUAUUUUACAUUAAAUCUUUUAAAUAAAGACUGGAGUCCCGUGCAAUUGCAUCUUUUUAUAGCGAGUUCUAAAUUAUAUAGAAACAAGCUACAAAUCCAAGUCAAGACAUGUAGAUUAAUUUAAAGAAAUAUUUAUUUUGCACAAAAUUGCAGGUACAAGUUUUUUUUUUUAAAAAAAAAAUUACUAUUUACUACGAUUGGAAUUUUAUAUCUAAUAAUAUAAUUAUAUAUAUUAAAUGUAUAUAUAUAAUAUAAAACAAACAAUGCUCAAUAACAAGUGUCAAUGUAGAAUGUGCGUUUUCACAAUUAAAAUACAUAUUAAAUGACAAAUGUUCUAAAUGCCUACCAAAAACUUAUAAUAUUAUAAAAAAAAUAAAUAGCAAUAAAAAUAAAAUUUAAAGUACCUAUAUUGAAAAAUUUCUCAUAUAAUUAUUAAUUAUUAAUAAAAAUUUGUUUUUGCGCAAUUUUGCACAUUUCAGCAUUUUAAUUGCACGUUUUUUAAGUGUUAGCUGCACAAAAAUCCGGUUUUUACUUAUAAGGUUUGUGUGACAAGCUGAUACAUAGGCCAGGAACUUUAUGUCUUAAAAAAAACUUUCAAUAUGUAUGAAUUUAUCCAAAUAUGGUUAAUGGUUUAAAUAUUCUCAAAAAUAUAUUUAAAAACUGAAACAACAAUUAAAUCAACUUGUUCUUAUUACAGAUAAAAAAUAAAAGUUAGAUUUUGGUAGAUAUGACUGAUAUGAAUACAUAAUGUAGUAUUAUUAUUGUAGUAUAUUGCAUAUAUUUUUUUUUUUAAUCUGUAAAUUGUUUGGAUUAUGUAACUACUCCACCAAAAUAAUUAUCCAAUAUAAUUUGUUUCAUAAAUAACUUAACUACCUUGGUCCUUGUAUCUUUUAUAAUAUUAAUAAUAUGAAAAUGUUUUUAAAAAAAAUUUAAACAUUGAUUUAUAAAUUUCCUUUAUUGAGAAGCAAUAUUGCUUCACAGUUCUUUUCUCUUUUAAUAUCACAAUUAUAAUUUAAUGUGCCUGGAAAUAAAAUACUACUGAUAAAUAAAAAUUAAACUAAAUUAGUGUCUAUGUUACAGUUUGUGAAAUAUACUGUAAAAUGUAAAAAUGUCAUAGCUAUUGUUUGAAAACCUAUAAUAACCUAUUUGAAUGAAGUAUAGUAAUAUGAUUUGAUCUAAAACACAAGUACCUACUAAGUUUGUUAGCUUGCCUAAUGAUUUACCUCAAAAUUAUAUAUUUUUAACAAUUAUUUUGUUAUUUUCAAUUUGUUAAGUUAAAUAUUUUUUAAAUAUGCUUUAAAAAUGUACCAACUAAAUCCAAAAAAAAAAUUACCUUAAAAUAUGGGCAGUAAUAUUCUAUGUACAGAAUUGUGUUUGUUGGUUUACAAAAUACAUUUUGGUGUGAACAAUUUUUUUAAUCAAAAAAAUAUCUGUCUUAAUUGUACGUAUAAUUAUUUAAACCCAUUAGAUAUAUAAUAACUUGGUAUUUAACUUGGUUUUAUGGAUAAAAUAUAUUAUGAAUGUAAUGUCAUUUUUUUUAUAUAUUUUUAUGAAACACUACGCUUUUUUAUAAAUUAUUUUAAACAUAUAUAACAAAUAUACUUCCACACAAUGAUUUUGUUCUCUAGGUCCAUAUGUUUUUGCUGCUGGUAUCACAACUUAUGUACUAAGUAAAGAAAUAUGGGUGGUUGACCAUGAGUUCCCUUAUGUGUUGGCUACAAUAGGUUUGUUUUAUUUUGGCUGGAAGAAAUUCUCAAAACCUUUGGCUACUUACCUCGAUAAAGAAAUUGAUGUAUGUUAUUUAAAUUGUUUAAUUGUGUGAGUUAAUCAUUUAAUAUAUCAAUUUUAUUUUAGGAUUAUGAAGCCGAAUGUAAUACUUCUCGCCAACAUGAGUUGGAAAGUUUAAAAGAAACUAUUGAAAGCCAAAAAAAAGAAGUAUGGAGAACCGAAGCCCAGAAACAUAUAUUUCAGGCUAAACGUGAAAAUAUUGCCAUACAAUUAGAGGCUGUUUACCGUGAAAAUGCUAUUCAAGUUUACAACCAGGUACUAUGUUUAAUAUUAUAGAAGUAUUAUAUUAAAAUAAUUUUGUUGUACAAUAUUUCCUUAUUAAUUAAAUUAAUUUUUUUAGGUAAAAAAACGCCUGGAUUACCAAUUGGAAUUGGCUAAUUUGAAACGCACUGUACAACAAAGACACAUGGUUAACUGGAUUAUUGAAAAUGUUCUUAAGUCUCUUACCAAUGAACAAGAAAAACAGAGUUUCAAAAGAUGUAUGGUAGAUUUACAAGCAUUAGCUGCUGCUAAUAAAGCAUAAAUGUUAUUUCAGACAGUUCCAUUUUAUAGAACAUUUAUUGUUUAAAAAUAUAAUAAUUAAUCUUCAGACAUAUUGUAAGAUUGUUGUUCCCUCAGUCGUAGAUUUCAAACAUUUUGUAUGGAAUAAAAAAAAUAAAUAUUGAAUGCUUAUGGAUUUAUUAUUGCUACAUAUAAUAUUGUACAACUUCUUGUAUUAUUAUAGUAACUAAUUAUUACAUACCACAUAAUUAUUUAAGUACAGUGUUACAUUGCUAAUUAGAAAAUAAAAUGUUUUUUCAAUUGUUUUAAGUACUACAACCAAUGAAGGAAGUGUUCAUUUUUGUUAAGAUUUUCUUACUUCAAAAAGUUAGUCAUUUUCACUUGAAUAGUUGUAGAUUUUCGAAUUUUACUUUGAUUUUUUAAAUAGUUGUAAGAAUAACAGUAAAAUCUUGUUUAUGCUAAUAAAUUAUUGCUAACAAGUAUAAAAUUAAUUUAUUUCAUUAAAAUCUAGCUUAUAUAGCUAUGUUAAUUAAUGAUAACUGAUAACCAAAUAACUAAUUUAAUAUAAUUAAACAUUUUAAUAAGAUAUUAUUUUGAACAUGUACUUUCGGUGACCUAAAUGAUGGUAUAGAAUGUAUAAUAAACACUUAAUUUUCAUUAUGUGUAUUCAGUUACACUGUAUUGCAAUAAAUUUAAUAAUUACAGGUAGCAAGCAAGUAAUAAUAUACAAUUUUUAAAGCAUACAGGCUGAGAUGGGUGAACUAGUUUUAAAAAACUUUAAUUAUGGUUAAUAUGAUUAAGAAGAAAUAAUUAAAAAUUAAUUUUUAUGUAAUACUUCAAUUGAUGUAAAAUAACUGUUUUUUAAAUUUGCCUCAUGAAACUUGUAUAAUAUAUUUUUCAUUGGU
Messenger RNA from Cinara cedri, 4969 nucleotides. NCBI's taxonomy places the organism in Eukaryota, Metazoa, Arthropoda, Insecta, Hemiptera, Aphididae. The record is from the annotation of a GenBank genome assembly.